UGCAUGUCAGCUCCUGACAGCUGCUGCUGGGCCCGUGGCUGGGCCCUGUGCACGGCUGGUGUGCACCCCCGCGUGGGGCUCGGGGUCCCGGUCCUCUGCUCUUGACCUCUCGAAGGGAGCCCAGACCCCCCGAGGGGGUCGACGGCUGUGACCUGAGUCGGCUCUCAAGUUCUUUGUCACGGACUUCUCCCUUGGCGGAUCUUUUUACACCUCCCGCCGAGAGGUGCCGGCGCUCUUUAGGGGAGAGGGACUAAGGGUCAAAAGGUAAAAGAGAAAAUUAGCUCCCCGGCUCAGUGUGAGCAGAACAGAAAGGUAGCAUUCCAGGUAGCGUGGGGCGGCAAGGUUUGAGGGCAUUGUCUCCUCGGAAGGCAUAGGUAGAUGUUGUCUUCCUGCUUGUUAGCAGGACAGGUACGCGGGCUGCGCUCCUUGCUUGGAGAGGAGACCCCACAAUGACAACCACGUCUGGUUUCGGGGGAAGCAAAACGUGCAGGCUGAGUUUUGAAGCCAGCUUGCCCUGCCUCGCCGCUUGGCUCUCUUAAGGCACCGAGAUGGGUGGAAGCCUGGUGUUUUUUUUUGUUUUUGUUUGUUUGUUUUUUUAUCGUGUUCCCCCAAGAAAUAACAUUGUUGUGUCACAAAGAGCCUCAAAGGGGCACUUGUUGUCUUGCCUUGAACUCCCUAAAUGUACAGCAUUUUACUGUUGGUUGGGACAAUUCAGGAGCGGCCAGAGCCCUCCCUGUACAGACAGACGCGUGGGGGAGGCAGGCGCACUUUUGUCUGUCCCAGGGGCUUCCAAGAGCUCACGGGACGCAAUGGGAGGUGGCAGAGAACCUGUCUGGAGCCUGUUCCUCUCCCUCUCCCUCCCCCCCCAGUACAUACAAGCAGAGCCACCGACCAACAAGUCCCUGUCUAGCCUGGUUGUACAGCUGCUCCAGUUCCAAGAAGAGGUUUUUGGAAAACAUGUCAGCAACGCACCCCUCACUAAACUGCCGAUCAAAUGUUUCCUAGAUUUCAAAGCAGGAGGAUCCCUGUGCCACAUUCUUGCAGCUGCCUACAAAUUCAAGAGUGACCAGGGAUGGCGGCGUUACGAUUUCCAGAAUCCGUCACGCAUGGACCGCAAUGUGGAAAUGUUCAUGACCAUUGAGAAGUCCUUGGUGCAGAAUAAUUGCCUGUCCCGACCCAACAUUUUCCUGUGCCCAGAGAUUGAGCCCAAACUGCUAGGGAAGUUAAAGGACAUUGUUAAGAGACAUCAGGGAACCGUCACCGAGGAUAAGAGCAACGCCUCCCAUGUUGUGUACCCUGUCCCAGGGAACCUGGAAGAAGAGGAAUGGGUGCGGCCAGUCAUGAAGAGGGACAAACAAGUUCUUCUGCACUGGGGCUACUACCCUGACAGUUACGACACGUGGAUUCCAGCUAGCGAGAUUGAAGCGUCAGUGGAAGAUGCUCCAACUCCUGAGAAACCUAGGAAGGUUCAUGCCAAGUGGAUCCUCGACACCGACACGUUCAAUGAGUGGAUGAAUGAGGAAGACUACGAAGUCAACGACGACAAAAGCCCUGCUUCCCGGCGGAAGAAGAUUUCAGCUAAGACCUUGACAGAUGAGGUAAACAGCCCGGAUUCAGACAGACGGGACAAGAAGGGGGGAAACUAUAAGAAGAGGAAGCGAUCUCCCUCUCCGUCGCCAACCCCAGAAGCUAAGAAGAAGAAUGCUAAGAAAGGACCAUCAACACCUUACACCAAGUCAAAGCGAGGCCACAGAGAAGAAGAACAAGAAGACCUGACGAAAGACAUGGACGAGCCCUCCCCAGUCCCGAACGUAGAAGAGGUGACGCUCCCCAAAACAGUCAACACUAAGAAGGACUCGGAGUCGGCCCCAGUCAAAGGAGGCACCAUGACUGACCUGGAUGAACAGGAGGACGAGAACAUGGAGACCACGGGCAAGGAUGAGGAUGACAGCAGCACGGGCAACAAAGGGGAGCAGACCAAGAACCCAGACCUGCACGAGGACAACGUGACCGAGCAGACCCACCACAUCAUCAUCCCCAGCUACGCCGCCUGGUUUGACUACAACAGUGUCCACGCCAUCGAACGGCGGGCUCUCCCUGAGUUCUUCAAUGGCAAGAACAAGUCCAAGACUCCAGAGAUCUACCUGGCAUAUCGAAACUUCAUGAUUGACACGUACCGACUGAACCCCCAGGAGUAUCUGACAUCCACUGCCUGUCGGCGGAACUUGGCGGGUGAUGUCUGCGCUAUCAUGAGGGUCCAUGCCUUCCUGGAGCAGUGGGGUCUUAUUAACUACCAGGUAGAUGCUGAGAGCCGACCAACCCCAAUGGGGCCUCCACCCACUUCUCACUUCCACGUCUUGGCGGACACACCGUCGGGGCUGGUUCCUCUUCAGCCCAAGACCCCACAGGGCCGCCAGGUUGAUGCUGAUACCAAGGCUGGGCGGAAGGGCAAAGAGCUGGAUGACCUGGUGCCAGAGACGGCUAAGGGCAAGCCAGAGCUGAGCUCUGCUUCCCAGCAAAUGCUCAACUUUCCCGACAAAGGCAAAGAGAAACCAACCGACAUGCAGAACUUCGGACUGCGCACAGACAUGUACACGAAGAAGAACGUUCCCUCCAAGAGCAAAGCCGCGGCCAGCGCCACCCGGGAGUGGACCGAGCAGGAGACGCUGCUGCUCCUGGAGGCUCUGGAAAUGUACAAGGAUGACUGGAACAAAGUGUCUGAACACGUGGGGAGCCGCACACAGGAUGAGUGCAUCUUGCAUUUUCUUCGCCUUCCCAUUGAAGACCCGUACCUGGAGGACUCGGAGGCCUCCCUAGGCCCUCUGGCCUACCAGCCCAUCCCCUUCAGUCAGUCAGGCAACCCUGUCAUGAGCACUGUUGCCUUCCUGGCCUCCGUCGUCGAUCCCCGAGUUGCCUCUGCUGCGGCGAAGUCAGCCCUAGAAGAGUUUUCCAAAAUGAAGGAAGAGGUGCCCACAGCCUUGGUGGAAGCCCACGUGCGGAAAGUGGAAGAAGCCGCCAAGGUCACAGGCAAGGCAGACCCCGCCUUUGGUCUCGAAAGCAGCGGCAUUGCAGGGACCACCUCUGACGAGCCCGAGCGCAUCGAGGAAAGCGGGGCUGACGAGGCGCGGACAGAGGGCCAGGCAGCAGACGAGAAGAAGGAGCCUAAGGAACCACGGGAAGGAGCGGGAGCUGCCGAGGAGGAAGCGAAGGAGGAAGCCAGUGAGGCUCCCAAGAAGGAUGAAGAGAAAGGGAAGGAAGGGGACAGCGAGAAGGAGUCCGAGAAGAGUGACGGGGACCCCAUAGGUGAUCCUGAGAAAGAGAAGGAGCCGAAAGAAGGGCAGGAGGAAGGGCUGAAGGAAGUGGGCGAGUCCGAGGGCGAGAGGAAGACAAAGGUGGAGCGAGACAUCGGUGAGGGCAACCUCUCCACCGCCGCUGCCGCUGCCCUGGCCGCUGCCGCAGUCAAGGCCAAGCAUUUGGCUGCUGUUGAGGAGAGGAAGAUCAAGUCUUUGGUGGCCCUGUUGGUGGAGACCCAGAUGAAGAAACUAGAGAUCAAACUCCGCCAUUUUGAGGAGCUGGAAACGAUAAUGGACCGGGAGCGAGAAGCACUGGAGUACCAGAGGCAGCAGCUCCUGGCCGACCGGCAGGCCUUCCACAUGGAGCAGCUGAAGUACGCGGAGAUGAGGGCCAGGCAGCAGCACUUCCAGCAGAUGCACCAGCAGCAGCAGCAGCAGCAGCAGCAGCCGCCGCCACCGCCCACCCUGCCCCCAGGCUCCCAGCCCAUACCCCCAGCCGGGGCCGCUGGGCCACCCCCAGCCCAUGGUCUAGCUGUGGCUUCAGCAGCGGUGGCCCCUGCCCCUGCUGGCGGAGGGGCCCCUCCGGGAAGCUUGGGCCCUUCUGAACAGAUCGGGCAAGCAGGGUCAACGGCAGGGCCACAGCAGCCACAAGCAGCUGGAGCCCCCCAGCCUGGGGCAGUCCCACCAGGGGUACCCCCCCCUGGACCCCAUGGCCCCUCACCGUUCCCCAACCAACAAACUCCUCCCUCAAUGAUGCCAGGGGCAGUGCCAGGCAGCGGGCACCCAGGCGUGGCGGGUAAUGCUCCUUUGGGUUUGCCUUUUGGCAUGCCGCCUCCUCCUCCUCCUGCUGCUCCAUCCAUCAUCCCAUUUGGUAGUCUAGCUGACUCCAUUAGUAUUAACCUCCCCCCUCCUCCUAACCUGCAUGGGCAUCACCACCACCUCCCGUUUGGCCCGGGCACGACCCCCCCACCUAACCUGCCUGUGUCCAUGGCGAACCCUCUACAUCCUAACCUGCCGGCGACCACCACCAUGCCAUCUUCCUUGCCUCUCGGGCCGGGGCUCGGAUCCGCCGCAGCCCAGAGCCCUGCCAUUGUGGCGGCUGUUCAGGGCAACCUCCUGCCCAGUGCCAGCCCACUGCCAGACCCAGGCACCCCCCUGCCUCCAGACCCCACAGCUCCGAGCCCAGGCACAGUCACCCCUGUGCCACCUCCACAGUGAGGAGCCAGCCAGCCAUCUCUCCCCCUCACUCCCCAUGGAGAUCACAGUUCCAGGAACAGCCCUUCCCCACUGCGGGACCCUCCCUCAGCCUGGAGAGUUCGUCACUACGUAAGGAAAGCUCCUGCCCCUCACCGUCCCCACCAUGACCAGCAGAGGUGUGCAGUUUUAGAUCCAGUUCUUAACCACGGACUUCUGACUAAAAGAUGUUUCUAAUGCCUGGGAGAGAGAAUAGGAUGCAGACGGUGCCUCAGAGGGAGGGGUAGGGAAAGAUGUUUCUAGAGGUUCUACUAACCACUUCCGAGGGUUUUUACCCCCUUCAGACUCACUGCAAUUUUGAUAACAAGUGGAUAACAUGGAAACGGAGCCCUUUAAAAGGGAGGUUUUAAAAAGACACAUUGGAGCCCACAAAAGAUAACUCUGAGGGGGAAGGGCAGGUCUUAGGAGGAGUUCAGGUUUGAGGGUGAGCUGUGGGGGUGGAAUAGGGUACCAAGCCCGCCUCCCUGAGCCCCUUGGUAGUACCGAGUCAGCUCCCCUCACCCGGUCCAGUUUAUUCACGCUAAUCCCUCCUGCCGCUUGGCUUGUCAUUGCCGCUGUUCCAGGCCAGCCCAGCUCAGCCAAUGACCUUCCCCUCUGGAUGUCAGCGUUGUGUUUGUUUUUAAAAGUCACCUGCUUUAGUUGAUGUCAGCCUAUGUGUGUUUGGUGGGGAAGUGUAUCUUGGGGGGAUUCCGUGGUAGGUGUUAGGGGAAGCAAGGGCCACAGUUGGGGCUGUUCUUCCCGCUUCCCUGGUUGUGUCUGUGAGUGCUGGGAAGGCCAGGGAGGACCAGGGAGCUCCAAGAUGGGGAGUUUGCAAACUCUGACGGUUUGAAAAGCACUUAGGACCUACUUUUGACGGCAGGACACCGCUGACUUCUGCCCUUCCCACCAAGCCCGACAGAACCUCACUGGUAGCUAGGGGUUCCCUCCCCACGUGAGGACAAGGCCGGGGUGCAGCGCAGCCUGGCUCUGCCCCCACUGCUCCCCACUCCAGUUCCUCCUCACCCCCCCUGGACGCAGCAGGACUCCAGGCUCCAUACCCGCUUGUCCUCCUGGCCCAGGGAUCUUUCCUCCGCAUCUUGGCACCUUUCUUCUGUUCAGAGUUUUCUGUAAAAGUUUCUUUUCUUUGUUCUUUUCUUUCCUUUCCUUUUUUUUUUUUCUUCUUUUUUUUAUAAAUUAAUUUGCUUUCAGUUCCA
This is a messenger RNA of Peromyscus maniculatus bairdii (prairie deer mouse), 5740 nucleotides long. The record is from RefSeq and is a predicted model, not a curated record. NCBI's taxonomy places the organism in Eukaryota, Metazoa, Chordata, Mammalia, Rodentia, Cricetidae.